AGUGUUCAUUUCGUGAUUGGCGAAGGAGAGAUAUGGGGGUCCUCUGAAUCCCCCCUCCCACGUCCACCUCGAGCUCAGCUUCUGUUCCCAGACUGGUUCUCACACACUAUUUACUACGGCUUGAAAUGUGGCACAACGCUCUGAACCGGAAUACUGCUCUGUGACAACUGGAGGAUUUUGCGUGCACGCCGUAUUGGUUUUCCAUACGAGGAGAGAGAGCGGAGAAUAUACUUUUGCCAUGACAGUGGAUUUGUUGACGAUUUUGUGUGUAAUCACUACGGUGGCUGCAGUGGAAGAAACCGUGAUGGACACUCGCACGGCGACAGCGGAGCUGGGUUGGACAGCAUAUCCAGGAUCAGGGUGGGAGGAGGUGAGCGGCUACGACGAGAACCUCAACACCAUUCGCACGUACCAGGUGUGCAACGUCUUCGAGCCCAGUCAGAACAACUGGCUCCUGACCACCUUCAUCGACCGCCGGGGUGCCCAGCGCAUCUACGUGGAGAUGCGUUUCACCGUGCGCGACUGCGGCAGCAUCCCCAACGUGCCGGGCUCCUGCAAGGAGACCUUCAACCUCUACUACUACGAGACCGACUCGGUCAUCGCCACCAAGGGCUCGUCCUUCUGGAUGGAGGCACCCUACCUGAAGGUGGACACCAUCGCCGCCGACGAGAGCUUCUCGCAGGUGGACUUCGGCGGGCGUCUGAUGAAGGUCAACACGGAGGUGCGCAGCUUCGGGCCGCUCUCGCAGAACGGCUUCUACCUGGCCUUCCAGGACUACGGCGCGUGCAUGUCGCUGCUGUCCGUGCGCGUCUUCUACAAGAAGUGCCCGAGCGUGGUGCAGAACUUCGCCGUCUUCCCCGAGACCAUGACGGGCGCCGAGAGCACCUCGCUGGUGAUCGCCCGCGGCGUCUGCAUCCCCAACUCCGAGGAGGUGGACGUGCCCAUCAAGCUCUACUGCAACGGCGACGGCGAGUGGAUGGUGCCCAUCGGACGCUGCACCUGCAAGCCCGGCUUCGAGCCCGACAAUGGCAACGUCUGCCGAGCCUGCCCCCCAGGGACAUUUAAAUCGAGUCAGGGGGAGGGACUGUGCCUGCAGUGUCCCCCCAACAGCAGGUCCACCUCGGAGGCUGCCACCAUCUGCGUGUGCAGGAAUGGCUACUACCGCGGAGACACGGACCUGCCUGACAUGCCCUGCACCAGUGUCCCCUCGGCACCGCGCAACGUCAUCUCCAUCGUCAACGAGACGUCGGUGAUCCUGGAGUGGCACCCCCCGCGCGAGACGGGCGGUCGCGACGACGUGGUCUACAACAUUGUGUGCAAGAAAUGCCGCGCCGACCGGCAGACGCACUGCUCGCACUGCGACGACAACGUGGAUUUUGUGCCGCGGCAGGUGGGCCUGACGGAGACGCGCGCCUUCAUCAGCAACCUGCUGGCCCACACGCUCUACACUUUUGAAAUCCAGGCUGUCAACGGAGUAAGCAACAAGAGUCCCUACCCGGCCCAACACGUGGCCAUUGACAUCACGACUAACCAGGCCGCUCCCUCCAUAGUACCCAUCAUGCACCAGGUCAGCUCGACCAUGAAGAGCUUCACGCUGUCAUGGCCGCAGCCCGAGCAGCCCAAUGGCAUCAUCCUGGACUACGAGCUCCGCUUCUAUGAGAAGGAUCUGUUGGAGGUGAACUCCACCAUGGUGAAGAGCCAGACCAACACCGCACGUGUGGAGGGCCUGAGACCCGGCACCGUGUACGUGGUGCAGGUGCGAGCCAGGACAGUGGCCGGCUUCGGCAAAUACAGCAGCAAGAUGUGCUUCCAAACUCUGACAAAUGAGGACUACAAGUCAGAGCUGAGGGAGCAGCUGCCUCUGAUAGCGGGCUCGGCGGCGGCCGGCGUGGUGUUCAUCGUGUCCUUGGUCGCCAUCUCCAUUGUCUGCAGCAGGAAACGGGUCUACUCCAAAGAUCCGGUGUACAGUGACAAGCUCCAGCAUUACAGCACUGGAAGAGAACUCUCUUUGAGACCUGAUCUGACUAACUGCCACUCCCCCAUCGGCUGCCCGACCCACUUCUCAGGCUCGCCGGGGAUGAAGAUCUACAUUGACCCCUUCACCUACGAGGACCCCAACGAGGCUGUGCGUGAGUUCGCCAAGGAGAUCGAUGUCUCCACCGUCAAAAUUGAAGAGGUUAUUGGGGCAGGUGAGUUUGGGGAGGUGUACAAGGGCCGUCUGAAACUGCCAGGCAAGCGGGAGAUCUACGUAGCCAUCAAGACACUGAAGGCGGGCUACUCGGAGAAGCAGAGGCGGGACUUCCUGUCGGAGGCCAGCAUCAUGGGCCAGUUUGACCACCCGAAUAUCAUCCGUCUCGAGGGCGUGGUCACCAAGAGCCGGCCCGUCAUGAUCGUCACGGAGUUCAUGGAGAAUGGAGCGCUGGACUCCUUCCUCAGGCAAAAUGAUGGCCAGUUCACCGUCAUCCAGCUGGUGGGCAUGAUGCGCGGUAUCGCUGCGGGGAUGAAGUACCUGUCGGAGAUGAACUACGUGCACCGUGACCUGGCUGCCCGCAACAUCCUGGUCAACAGCAACCUGGUGUGCAAGGUGUCCGACUUCGGCCUCUCGCGCUACCUGCAUGACGACACGUCCGACCCCACCUACACCAGCUCCCUGGGUGGUAAGAUUCCCGUGAGGUGGACCUCCCCCGAGGCCAUCGCAUACAGGAAAUUCACGUCUGCCAGCGACGUGUGGAGCUACGGCAUCGUCAUGUGGGAGGUGAUGUCCUUCGGCGAGAGACCCUACUGGGACAUGUCCAACCAAGAUGUGAUCAACGCUAUUGAGCAGGACUACCGCCUGCCCCCGCCCAUGGACUGCCCUGCUGCCCUGCACCAGCUCAUGCUGGACUGCUGGCAGAAGGACCGCAACGCCCGGCCGCGCUUCAAUGACAACGUCAACACGCUGGACAAGCUCAUCCGCAACCCCACCAGCCUGAAGGCCGUGGCCAGCAUGCCCCCUGUGCCCUCACAGCCUCUGCUGGACAGGUCUGUCCCGGACUUCAACACCUUCAGCUCAGUGGAGGAGUGGCUGGCUGCCAUCAAGAUGACUCAGUACAGGGACAACUUCCUCAACUCCGGCUUCACCUCCCUCCAGCUGGUGGCACAGAUGACCUCAGAGGACCUGCUGAGGAUUGGCGUGACGCUGGCCGGCCACCAGAAGAAGAUCCUCAACAACAUCCAGUCCAUGCAACUGCAGGUGAGCCAGUCGCCCACGGCGCUGGCAUGACUACAGCGGGCGCCCGGCGACGACACCGGGACAGGGAUGGGUACAGGAAUGGGCACUGGGACCGGGAGCGUCCGCCGGAGUCGCCCACGCGCGACCCCUGACCUGUCACCCGAACGCGCCAGGGUGGAGACCAUCAUCUUAAUCUGAGGAGCCGCUACACAUUCUGAAGAGAGAGAGGAGUGGAGAGAGUGGAGUGGAGAGAGGAGAGGAAAGGAGGGAGAGAGAGAAAGACCUAGAGACCUGAGAGGAGCCCUUUCAUCUUCAAUGGGUAGAUGGCCUGCUGGAAACACAUGCUCCAAAACACAAGUGCACUGUGCUAUCAGCUAGCCAACGAGCAAGCCAGCCUGCUAGCCAGUCCACCAAGUAGCCUGGAAUCUGUCCCCAGCCCAGCCAGGGCGAGAUUUAAAACACAAACACCAGGAGAAUCAAACGUCACAGGAUUACUAAAACCCGAGAGGGAUGUGGGCAGGCUGAGCAUGGAGAGGAAAAUGCUGAUUUUUUUUAAGCUCCUUUUUGUCCUCAUUCGCUCCUGAUUCUCCCUAUGGUUUCUUGUUCCGUUUUCCUUUUUUUUUGGCAACAUCAAAGAAAUAUAAUGAAACAGUGUAAAGACAGUGUUAUUAUUUUUGGCCCAUUUGUACGAAAAAAAAGAGACACAGAUACCUCUUCAGUCUUUUCACUUUCACUGCUAAACACUACCUGUGUAUUCCUAGGAUUGUGGGCUUUGCCAAAGGACUCUUCGAAUGCCCACAUCCAGAUUCUAGUCCAUUUAGGGGGUGGGUGGGAUAUAUAUAAAUAUGUGUGUAUAUCUCUGAAUAAAUAUGAAUAUAUCUUCAGAAAUAAAUCUUCAUAUUGAAGGUGACAUGUAAUUAAUAUAUAUGUACAUACUGUCUCUGCUUGCAUUUUUGGCAAAGACUGCUGGAGCAAAAUGGACAUAUUAGAGACCCGCCGCCGAUUGGGGACAAAGCCGAAGUCCUUGUUGACUUCCGUACAUCAUUGUGAAAGAACUCAUGGACAAAUUUUGGACAGACGGCGAUGGCCCUGUUCAACGUUGUAUAAAGCCGACUUAGUUGUCUAUAGAAAUGUGUAUGGGAGAAAAAAAGAGCAUAAUGUUCAAUGAUCCAUGCCUAGAUAGUGACUUUCUCUCUGGCCCUGGCCUGGCCCGGAUCUGGCCCGGUGUGGAGUCGGUGUAUAUCUGUCUAGGUGCUUAUUCUGGGUGUUUUCCAUGCUGUGCUUCGCUGGCUGACACUCGCUUGUACAGAAACCUUUAUUCCUUUUUAGUGCUUUCUCUCUUGUUUAAUGUUUUAAGUGCUUGGAGGUGUUGAGAACAGUUGGGACUGUCAGGCCAAUGCUGCCCAAACGCUCUGGUACGUACGUAACUACACGUCGAUGUUGCACUGUUAAUAUACUGUAAUAAUGUUCGUCCUACAGGGUCCUCAACACUAAAUGUCUGAAAAAGUGUUUACAAAAAAAAUGUUUUAGUGUCAGAUGCUGGUUAAGCAGGAGGGGAGGGGGUAAAAAAAACAGAACAGCAAAAUGCUCAGUGUCAUUCAGCAUCAGGACAUGAACACCUUGCAUUUUAAUGCAGAAAAAUGACCUGUCAUGGUAGGUUACCCUCAGCCCCAGUGAUAUUAAGCUGAACGCGCUUUGGCUAACGCGGAGAGAGGCACAGUCAAGCACGGCCAUGAGUAGACUGGCUAUCACACACACACACACACACACACACACACACCUGUCUGCACAUGAGGAGGGGAGAGGAACAUCUGGGCAUGGCUCAGCCAACAGACGCCCAGUGCCAUCUCAAUGAGCACACUCACUUAAACAGUUACAUAGAGCCUUCAUCUCUCUCUCUCUCCCUCUCUCUCUCUGCUGGCCCGGUCCAGUCCAAUCUGGUCUGGUUCGGUCUGGUGGUUUCACUCGGGACGGUAGUGACUAAGUGGUCUCCCCUUCUGUUGCCAUGGUGAACUAGUUUGCCGUGUCAGAGGGAAGGAGUGUUCUUAAAUUCACUCUGCUCAUUGGGGUUCAUCUUCCAAAUAUAUAUAUAUAUAUACAAGGAAAAUAGAUGGUGACAGACGCUGAAGUUGUGGCCUGGGAGUUAAUGAGACUCAGGGAGAAUGUUUGAGAGAGAGACAAAGGAGAGAGAGAGCUGAUGAUGUGAUGGUUUUUUUUUUUCAGUACCGUCACACUACAGCCUGGGCCUUGCUUUAGCUAACCUCUUCCGUUCCCGUGCCAACUGCUUUUCUUUCUAUUCAUAGUUUGUUUCCAUUUCUACGGGGGAGCUGGCUGGGCAUAAGAUAGAGAAGUCCACCUUGUGCCCUGAAGCGAGAGACUGAUGACAGGCCAUUAGCAGAUUAUUGAGUAUCUUCACCCUCAACUGCAAUGGGAGAGAUCCAGAUCAUUCGUCCAGUGGUGCUUGCAUAGCCAGGCUGUCUCUAUAUCUCUAUGUCUGCAUUAGCCUGGUUAAAGGAUGGCUGACUAUUCUCCGGUUGUGACGUGAUGGUGUGGUUUAGUGAUGAUUGGGGGAGGGGGUCUUGACCACCUGAUGAGUCUCCCUCUCAUCCCCUCCUUCACACAUGUGACACCUCGGCCUAUGAGUGACAGAUGUUCUGCCAUCCCUACGUACACACACACACACACACACACAAACACACUGAUGGAAGAGCCCAGCUCGUAAUGAAGAGCGAGAGGGCUGAGAACUGUCAGCACAGGCCCUGGAGGGAGGGACAGGGGAGAGAGAGAGAGAAGUAGAGAGGGAGGAGGGAAGGAUAGAGAGAACAAAGAGAUUGAGAGGGCAGUGUGAAUAGAAGAGCUGACGGACCCACUGGGCUUUCCUCAGUUUCUGCCUAACCCCCAGAUUUUAAUGAGCGCCUGACACAAUGAGUGAGUGACACGUCUCUGGGAGUACUCUCACACAAGCCCGGCCAGGACCCGAGCCAUUGUGCAGGUUGGUUCUGACGGACUCCACAGGGACUGCUUCAAGCAAGUUCACACUAAAGUACCGGUCGGAGACGACCGUCAGACCCGAAAUGAAUUGAUUCAUGGCAUGCAUUGUGUGUGUGUGUGUGUGUGUGGGGGGGGCGGAUGUCUGAGAUGACAGUUUAAUGAAAAAUAGAAAAUGUAUAAUUUAUAUUUAAAUGUGUAUGUCGGUACGUAUGAUUUUUUUUUUCCAUGUGUGUAUGGGGAGAUUGUCAUCACUACAUGAAAGGUUAUCCUCUAUUUCUUCAGCUCUGACUGACAGAGUCAUGGAUCUGUCUAUUUGAUUUCUUUCUUCAGCCUCUUUGGCGGUGUAACAGGGAGUUCUUUCAGUAACCCACUCAGGCCAUUUAUCUCUCUAUGGGGUAAUGGACCAUAUUGAUUAGAGUCUAAUUUUCACCCGACUAUGCCUGAAGCAGAGAAGAGUGGCCUUUGCUGGAUUAUAUCAGAUGGCGAGACCUGAGGGUGAGGGGGGCCUCACUUUGGGCCAUGCAGCAGUGCAGACAUCAGGCUAACAUGCUAAUCUGAACUUCUACAAGGGGAUUGUAUAAAUGUGUGUGUGUGUGUGUGUGUGUGUUUCUUUCUUAGGAUAUACCUGUAUUUUGUAUGCAGGCUUUUGUUUUUCUUGAAUCCCUGAAAAAUCACUGAGCGAGUGAGAGAGGUAGAGAAAGAAGGAGGGGGACACUUAAAGCAUGGCAUGGACAAACUCACUGUACAAUACCUACCAGAUGAAGGACCAGAACACCCCCAACCCUGCCCACCCCCCUACUUUGUGUCUUUCUGUAUAGUUAACACUUGUUUAUUGUGAUGAGUAUGUCAGAGUUUGUAUCUGUAACUUUCUGAGAAAUAUUGUAUUAAAAAAAAACAUGCACUCAAUAAAAGCCCUUGGAAAAAUUCA
Molecule: messenger RNA, 7130 nt
Organism: Clupea harengus (Atlantic herring)
Lineage: Eukaryota; Metazoa; Chordata; Actinopteri; Clupeiformes; Clupeidae
Gene: ephb1
Product: EPH receptor B1
Biological process (GO): ephrin receptor signaling pathway; axon guidance; protein phosphorylation
Cellular component (GO): dendrite; plasma membrane
Molecular function (GO): transmembrane-ephrin receptor activity; ATP binding; protein binding
Source: RefSeq, a predicted model, not a curated record